Alternaria arborescens is the source of this 2772-nucleotide messenger RNA. RefSeq lists its product as hypothetical. The coding region runs from base 1 to 2772 and encodes 923 amino acids. Gene Ontology annotation, molecular function: gamma-tubulin binding; microtubule minus-end binding. Gene Ontology annotation, biological process: meiotic cell cycle; microtubule nucleation; cytoplasmic microtubule organization. The record is from RefSeq and is a predicted model, not a curated record. NCBI's taxonomy places the organism in Eukaryota, Fungi, Ascomycota, Dothideomycetes, Pleosporales, Pleosporaceae. Gene Ontology annotation, cellular component: spindle pole; centrosome; gamma-tubulin complex. The transcript has 2 exons.
AUGGAUGCGCGCGAUUCGAUUCACAAUGUCUUCAGUACCGAUCGCUUAUGGCAGCAGCCCUCCUUUUUUGACGAUGCCGAUUCGCACGAAUCGUCACUCUUUGCUCCCUUGGAGCUAGACAUCUCCUCAAUUAGAUUCGACCAUCCGUAUGCACCAAAACAUGACCUCGAACGCGAACUUCGACUACCCGAUCUCGACACGUUCGAGUUCGGACCUCUGCCAGAGCUCGAUAGUUUUGACGACUCCAGCAUUUCCAUCGAUACACCACCAUUAGAGCCUGAGGAAGACGUCUGGAAAAUCGCACUUGACCUGGGGCCUGCGAAUAAAGAUGUUUUGUUCUACACGUGGGAGUCUUUUGAGAAGAAAUGUCAUGUCCAAAGCCGAACACCAUACAUGACCGAGCAGGGGCCUGAGGCUUUUGAUGCAACGUUAAUACGCGACGAGGGCAAAACCAGUGCUGGACGCGUACUCAAGGGGGAUGUACUCUUACAGUCACUCUGGAAUCUCGGUCUGGGCCGCUCAUCCAUUCUAUUCCAGUUCAACGCAAAGCUGAAGACAUUCCAACCCGCCAUACUGCAUGGACGAGCCUCGGGACUGAGUCUGCAAGCAGCUCAGAGCUUGAUCACCCACUUUACACAUACCGGCAACACGUUCCUCUAUCUGCGGUCUUUCGCAGAACGGACUUUUGCCUCAGCCACGUCUAUUCCUGCAAAGGUUGCUCUUGCCACUUCAGUCUCGAGCAUCCUAGCAAGUCUAGAAGACACCCUAGGAAAGCAGUUUACCAAGAUCCGCUCACUCAUGCAGCUUCAGCACCAGUUUGCUAGACCUCGCAACGUUCUCAUACACGUUGCUCGCAUGGUAGACGCGGUCAAACAUGCCAAAACCAACGAGCAACUGUCAUCCAUACUACACCACCGUCUGCUUGAGCUAGAAGAAGGAGACGAACAGCUUCGUCAGCUAUCGUGUCAGGUGCUUAGCCAGGUAGCUAGACCAAGCUUGGAGCUUCUCAGUGAAUGGAUGGGCAUAAGGAAAGAGCAAGCGUCUGUACCUAUUUGGCAGCGCGGCAGCUUUGUAACUGUUGAAGACACGUCUGUUGAUGCUCUCACACUUGACUACACUUACAGAUCUGAGAUGAUGCCAAGAUUCAUUUCUCCAGAAGACGGCAACACAAUAUUUGAGACAGGCCAUAGUCUUCGUUUCUUGAAGUCACAACACCCAGAUCAUCCGCUGGCUCGCCUGGAUGGGCUGGCAGUUCAGCCUCCGGACAUGGAGUGGGGCUUUCAAUGGCAAGACAUUGAGAUACUGGCAUCCAAAGCAAAAGCAUACGAAGAGAGGCUCAGACAAGCACUUCUCGCUUUUAGUACAGGUUCGACUGAUAUGGCACCUUCUCUCUUGACACCACCUGCACUAGAAUCUGCGACAGAAGCUCCAAACAACUCCCAGUCCCUGGAUCGAUACUUCGAGGAAUCUAUUCAACGUAUGGAUGAAGCUCCCAAGUGGUCCUCUCAAGCGCUACCAGAUGAGCUGCAACUUCUUAUGGAGAGGACACUUCAGAAUGCAGACGAAGAUGGCGGAGUUGCCACCAACACCUUCUCGCCGCCCAUGUCUCUGGCGUCUACUCUAUCAUUUCGUCCACUCAUCACAGCGCAAGCAAAACUCGUUAACGCAGCCACUAUCCGGUUGUUCUUCCGUUCACAUCAGCUGCGGCUUCACUUAUCUCUUCAACGACAGUAUCACCUUCUUGGCGAUGGUGUAUUCUCGUCUCUACUGGCAACUGCCUUGUUCGACCCUGACCGCGAGAGUGCCGAACGCCACAAAGGCAGGAUGCGUAGCGGAGUACACAUGGGAUUACAACUAGGUUCACGAACGUCGUGGCCACCAGCGAGCUCAGAGCUCCGAUUAGCAUUACGAGGCGUCCUCAGUGAAAGUUACUAUUCUUCCACGCUCUAUCAGUCAACGCUAGGCGCUGAAGCGAUCGUCGCACCUACGACGCUUCUCAAUAACAGGGACAACGAUGAGCUUCCUGGGCAGCUCAACUUUGCCAUCCGCAACCUCACUGAAGCCGAACAAGAGAAAGUCAUGGACCCUGACGCGUUACACGCGCUUGACUUUUUACGCUUGCAAUACGUAGCACCAGCUCCUCUGAACUUGGUGAUCACAAGUACUUCUCUCGAAAAGUACGACUACAUCUUCAAAUUCUUGUUGCGACUUCUGCGCAUGCUCUUUGUCGUCUCACAUUUGCCACGCAGGUAUGCAGACAGCAACGCUCGUCAAUUCAGGACCGAGGCAUAUCAUUUUGUUAUAACGCUCACAAACUACGUCUUCCAGACAGGUAUCACAGAGCCGUGGGACGACUUUGACAAUUUUGUUCGAACAGUGGAGACCCGAUUACACGAGGAAGACCUCGCGGGGGAACUAGGGGUUCGAGUCACGGAAGGCGUCGCUUCUCUGCGCGAUACCCAUGACAAAUGCCUAGACAGUAUACUAUUUGCGCUGUUGCUCCGCAGACGACAACGCAAGAUCAUGGCUCUCGUGGAAGAGAUUUUUGACCACAUACUCCUCUUCGCCAAGAUGCAGAAUUCAAAUACGCAACAGGGUGGGGAAAGCGUCGAAGCUCUUUACGCGAAGCUUAGGGGAAAGAUACGAGUAUUUUUGAGUGUGUGCCGGGGCUUAACAGGCAAGCAAGGUUACGGGAAAGGAAGAGGUACCGUUGAAGAGAACUCCAUGGAGCGGUUAGUAGUCGCAAUGGAGAUGAAUGGUUAUUUUGCUUGA